AUGGAGGGUGGAAACCACACCAGCGUGACAGAGUUCAUCCUCUUGGGGUUAACAAAGGAUCCUAUACUUUGUGUUAUCUUAUUUGUAAUAUUUCUAGCAGUCUAUAUUGUUAUGUUAGCAGGCAAUAUCAGCAUAAUCAUAUUAAUAAGAACAUGUUCCCAGCUGCACACCCCAAUGUACUUCUUCCUCAGUCAUUUGGCUUUUGUUGACAUUGGGUGCUCCACAUCAGUCAUGCCUGUCAUGCUUAUAGGGUUACUCAGACAUAGAAUGGCCCUCCCUGUGGCUGGCUGUGAGGUCCAGCUUUGUUCUAUGGUCAUGUUUGGGUCAGUUGAUUGCUUUCUGCUGGCUGCCAUGGCCUAUGAUCGCUAUGUGGCCAUCUGCUUGCCCCUGCUCUACUCCACCUACAUGUCUUCUUGCCUCUGUAGCCUCUUAGUGGGAGUUUCCUACAUAGGUGGGUGUUUGAAUUCUUGGUCAUUUGGCAGCUGUUUACUGAAGCUGUCUUUUUGUGGCCCAAAUGAGAUAGACCACUUUUUCUGUGAUUUUGCCCCUUUAGUGAAACUUUCCUGUUCUGAUGUCUCCAUUAUUCAAAUUAUCCCUUCCAUCACUUCCGGAUCCAUCCUUAUGGUUACAGUGUUUGUCAUGGUUCUUUCUUAUGUCUUCAUCCUCAACACCAUUCUGAAGAUGCGCUCCACAGAAGGACGACACAAGGCCUUCUCCACCUGCACCUCCCACCUCACAGCCGUCACUCUCUACUAUGGAACCAUUACUAUCAUAUACGUCUUGCCCAAAUCCAGCUACUCAACUGAUCAGAACAAAGUGAUAUCUCUGUUCUACACACUGCUGGUCCCCAUGUUGAAUCCCCUCAUUUACAGUCUGAGAAACAAAGAUGUCAAGGAGGCUCUGAAAAAGGCAACUAUCAGAAGAUAUUCUUAG
Talpa occidentalis (Iberian mole) is the source of this 933-nucleotide messenger RNA. Its product is annotated as olfactory receptor 491-like. Bases 1 to 933 code for a protein of 310 amino acids. Lineage: Eukaryota; Metazoa; Chordata; Mammalia; Eulipotyphla; Talpidae. The record is from RefSeq and is a predicted model, not a curated record. Gene Ontology annotation, biological process: sensory perception of smell; G protein-coupled receptor signaling pathway. Gene Ontology annotation, molecular function: olfactory receptor activity; odorant binding; G protein-coupled receptor activity. The transcript has a single exon. Gene Ontology annotation, cellular component: membrane.